UUCUUGCUCCGGUGUGAGGAGUUGGGCUACAAGCCGACGACGGCAUUAUUUAUGAAUCUGUACCAGAUAGGCCGAGGAAGCCACAAGAACUGUGCGGCCUACGCUACUCUUCAGCAGCUGCCGAAGAAGAGGAGCUUCACGGAUUUGCCUACGUCCAUUCAUGGGUGGAAGAGCAAGUUCGUGUUUGUGUCCACUGGUGAGAGUGGCACCGAGUUUCCUCCCUCGGCCACACCGGGAGAUUUAAUCUGCAUGACCCGCCGAAGAGCUCUAUUUUGGACGCUCAGGUGGAGGCUUUCCUGGAGGGGGGGCCGAGGAGCGUGAAAGAUUACAUCACUGAGUACAAGAUGGCCGCCCUCGGCUCCGUGAGGUACUAUGUUUAUGGUGACAAGGAGGAUGACCUCCAACUCUGGCUGAGGAUGACCACCACCUUUGAGGAGGCCGACGGCCCGGACUUGGGCAUUCCUGCUGAGGCCGAUGAUUUUAUCAUGGACCGCCGUUCCAUGAUGGCUAUUGCAAAGGCCAAAGCGGCUGAGGAGAUUGCUGCUAAGGCGGCCGAAGCGGCCCGCCGUGCCGCUGCUGGUGGGAGCGGGGCUACUGCUGACGCGGCCCCAAAGCCUGCCCCGUCCAAGAAAAAGAGACCGGCCACUGACGGCCAGAAAAAGUUGACCGAGGCCGGCGUGAGCGUCUCUAAGAAGACGAAGAGGGCUCCUUCCCCUUCUCCGGCUAGUGAGGCCGGUACGCUUACUGUCCCCAGCGUGGGCGAUGGUGGUCCCAUCGUGGACCUUACUGUUGCUGGCGAUGCCGCCCCAGCGCUUCCUCUCGUCCAGGAACCACGGACGCAGAGGGCCGGCAAGGAGAUCGCCGGUGCCACCUAUCAGAAAGUGAUAGAGUACCCCGUCGGCGGGGGCGUGUUUAAUGAGCUCGUCCCCGGCCACGUCGUCCUGGCCAAGGCUAUGCCGGCCAAAGAUCGGGCUCAUUUGAAGAAGCUCGAGGACCCGAAGAUUUAUGAGGGCGGCAUGGAUCUUCUCGUCCAAGUAAGUGAUUGUCUUUAUAUUCUUGUCUCUCUUCGUCUAUGUAGAGUUUUUGCCUGACCUUUGUUUUUCUUAUGCAGAGUGCCUUCAUGCUUAUGGAAAGCCAUAAGAGGCAGUACUGGGAGAUAGUCCGCCUGCAAGCGCUGGAGCAGAAGGCUGCCUCGGCCGACGAGGCGGUAGCUUGCCUUGACCGGCUCCGAGAGGAUGCCAAGGCGCUGCAGGCCAAAGCUGAUGAGGCCGUCGCGGCCAGGGACGUUGCCCUGGUCAAGCUCGAAGAGAGCAAAAGGGAGCUCGCGGAGUCCCAUAGGGCACUUGAGGCCGAGAAGCGCAGGAGCGAGGAGGCUGCCAAGGCGAAGGCUGAGGCCGAGGCCGCCGUCGUGAAGGCUGCCGAUGAGGCCGUCGAGAAGUUCUUGGCCGAGGGGUGGAAGGCCGAUGAGAGGCUCCCUUGGUGCUACGAAGUGGUGGCCGCCAGGCUGGAGAGUUGGGGGAUGAACUCCCCUGCCGGCCGGGAGUAUUUCAGCCGGGAGAUGUCCGUUUACUACAACCUGGGCCAGGAGCGGAUGCAAAGGCUCCUGUGUCGGCGGCUAUCCCGGGCGUUGAAGGCCAUGAAUUACACGUCUGGAUGGGCUAGACGGAACCUGAAGCUGCCAAAGCUGAUGAAGGAUCCCGAAGAGCAGGCCCUGCUUCCGCUGUCGGAGCGGGAGUCCCCCAUAGAAAGCUCCGGCUUCGGCGAGCCGGACUACACUGAGUUCGACUUCCUUGAUGAUGCUACCAGUGCUGCACCUCAUGUCGGCCAAGAAGCUGAGGAUGAAGAGGGAGCUGAUGAGGCCGGUGAGGCGGCCGCAGAUGGAGGUGCCCCCGAAGCUUGAGUGGCCAUUUUUGUAAUUAGCUUUUCAAAUUUUUGCCAAGUGAUGUAACGGCCGUAGUGCCCCCCAAUUGUAAUGAAAUUUAUCAAUCGAAGAAAUUUUU
Cuscuta europaea is the source of this 2000-nucleotide messenger RNA. The record is from the annotation of a GenBank genome assembly. NCBI's taxonomy places the organism in Eukaryota, Viridiplantae, Streptophyta, Magnoliopsida, Solanales, Convolvulaceae.